AAAGCAAAGUGCAUUGAGGCUCAACAAACAAUAUCACAACAAUCGAGCUAUUAUUCACUAAUAGCAUUGCAACUCAUUAACUGCAGUAGGGCAUUGUGCUUCAACCAGGUGCAAGCCAAAAGACCCAACAAUCGAGCUAUUAUUCACUAUUAGAAAUUCACCUUAAUUCCAACCCUAACAACCACUAACUAACUUUACUAACUAACUUAAUUUCCCUAACUAACUAUCUAUUCAAUGAGUUAAUAGAAUUAACUCACUGAGUUCUUCCUAACUAACUCCUGAGCUUGAUCCAAACCUGAGACCAGAGCAACCCAAUCUGAACAUAUAGCAUAUAAAUCACUUCGCCCCUCCGUUUUUGAAAGCAUCUUUGAACCCCCUGAAGAACUCUCAUAAUUUUCAACCUAUCUCCCUCACCUUCACUAUAUUCUCAUCACCAUAACUGCAGAGCUUCAACAUUGGAAUCUCUAACAGUUGAGAUCAACUUCAUCAUCUUCCCUAACCUCAGUGACUCUCACCCACACAUUAAUCCCACACACAAAAUUUUCAGAAGAAAAGAAAAGUGAAGAAGAAGAAGAAUCAAAGAGUAGGAGAAAGUUUCAAGACGAGCAAGAAGAAAGGAUCAGAGUCAGUACCUGAAUUCAUCGUCUCCACAUUCGAAAUCUCCGACCACAGUACUUUAGCCGCUUUAACUCAUUGCUUGAGUUGCUUUGCUUGUGGUUGGCAUACCACCUAGGGGACAUUCUUGAUUGAGAUCCUGGCUGAGAGGCUUCUCUGUUCCAGAUAUGAGGACCGGCUUGAAAGAUGAUGUUGUCUACAGCUUCUUUGAUCCAGAGAUUGACGUGCUGAGAGAUAUGAUAGCAUUGAUUACACCUGACCAUGUGGGGAUGUUCCGUGAGACUUAUGGUGGUAUUCUGAAGAUGGUUUUCAGGCUCACAGAUACAGAUAGGAGUGUCAUCCAUACUCUUCUCCAGUUUUAUGACUCGGGCUUGAGAUGCUUUGUUUUCCCGGAUUACUUGUUGGGGCCUUUGAUGGAGGAUUAUGCCAGUAUCCUGGGUAUUCAGAUCAGAGAUCAGAUUCCUUUCUAUGUCACUAAGGGGGAACCUGAUGUUGCUGAGAUCUCUCGUGCUCUUUAUUUGAGCCCAGAGGUGACUAAAGGGGGUUUGAAGGAGAAGGGAAAGUUGCCCGGUUUUCAUCUGAGUUUCUUGGAGGCCAAAGCUAAGGAGCAUGUUGUGUUGGGUAAUUGGAGGGCCGUUUGUGCUUUGCUAGCUGUCAGCAUUUAUGGAAUCAUCAUGUUCCCUAACCAGAAGAACUUUGUAGACAUUAAUGCUAUCCUGUUGUUUAUGCAGAGGAAUCCCAUUCCUACCUUGGUUGGGGAUGUCUAUUACUCAGUCUAUAAUCGGAACGAGAAGCGGCGUGGGGGAUUGAUCCGAUGUUGUGCUCAGUUGUUGUAUAAAUGGUUCAUGGGGUAUUUGCCUUCCAGAGGUGCCUUUGUCUUUCUUGAUCCUACUGUCAAAUGGUCAAUCAGGUUGAUGGGUUUGCGAGCCAAAGACAUAGCUUGGACUCACAAUGGUGUGGCUGGACGAGAUUUCAUUUACAGUUGUGGGAGUCUUCCCAAUGUGCCUCUUAUAGGAGUUCAAGGUUGCAUUAAUUACAACUCGGUGCUUCUUAGGAGACAAAUGGGGUUUGCUAUGGAGGGUCCUCCCCUUGGGUGCGAGAUUCAGGAGUCUUUCUAUUUCCCGGUUGAGGGUAAUCAGCCAAAGUUGAGACAAGUGUCUGAUGAAUGGCGCGACAUUCAAAGGAAAGGCAAGGUUCCUUUUGGUAAGGUUAACAGCAGGUCUUUCCCUCUAUUUGAUGAUUGGCUCAGAAAGAGAAUUGAGCUCACACAUCUACCAUUUCCUAGGGGUGAUCCUUGGUGUCCAUUGAUUGAAGGGCCAUGUUCUUCUGCCAACAUGGAAGAGUUCCUUGAGAUGAAGAAAGCCAGAGAUCAGCUGCAAGCAGAGAAGAUUGAGUUGGAGAUGAGUGUUGCUAGAAUUCAGAUGGCUAAUCAAGAAAUCAAAGGGAAAAUAGAAGACCAGGAUAAGAGACAUGCUAUGGAGGUGAAACGCUUUGAGAUAGACACCGCUUAUUACCGCAAGAUUAGCCAAGCUUUGGAGUCAUCUACAAAGGAGCACGACAUUACCAAGGAGAAGUUGGCUAGAGCUUUGAGGGUUAUUGAAGAUGAGAAGAGGAGGCAGAUCCUUGUGAAGAAUCAGAGAGAUGCUAGAGCCAAAGUCCUUACCAAGGAAUGGGAAGCGGAGAAAGCGAAGAUUAUUGCUGAGAGAGAUCAUUAUCUUGCUGAGAGGGAUCAUUAUUUCCGACAGAUGAAGAUUCACCAGAAAGAGGUGGGGAGAUUGCAGCAGGAGAACACUGAGCUCAGGUUUGCCGUGAAGUUUACCAAGAUGGUUGAUGAUGCAGAGCCGUCUGUGGGACCUUCUUCAGUGUAGACUUUUGUUGUUAUUAUGUUGGAUUACCGUCAGGCCUGUUGACGGAAUUCACUUGCUUGGAUUACCGUCAGGCCUGUUGACGGAAUUCACUUGCUUGAUGUAUGACUUUCGCACGUAUUGUGCACUUUUGAUAUACAGUGGUGAUUUUCAUUCA
Messenger RNA from Lathyrus oleraceus (garden pea), 2637 nucleotides. RefSeq lists its product as uncharacterized. NCBI's taxonomy places the organism in Eukaryota, Viridiplantae, Streptophyta, Magnoliopsida, Fabales, Fabaceae. Bases 783 to 2483 code for a protein of 566 amino acids. The transcript has 3 exons. The record is from RefSeq and is a predicted model, not a curated record.